AUGUCGGAGGAAAGACAGCGGACUAGGGAAUCAAUGCCUGCUUCAACACCAGAGAUGUCCUCAAAAUCUGCAGCAUUUAAGGAACAAAUUAGUGCUGCAAUCAUUGAUGGACAUGAAAGUGAAGUUUCAUUCGAUAACUUCCCGUAUUACUUAAGCGAAACCACAAAAAAUGUGCUGAUUACCACUUUAUAUUUACACCUAAAGCAUAGAGAGCAUGAUAGAUAUACCUCUAAGCUUCCAGCGUUCAACUCAAGAAUUCUGUUUUCUGGUCCUGCAGGAUCGGAAAUAUAUCAAGAGAUGCUGAUGAAGGCACUUGCUCGUUAUUAUGGGGCUAAACUGAUUAUUUUUGAUAGCCAAGCUUAUUUGGGUGGGCUGUCAGCGAAGGCUGCUGAGCCAAUGAAAGAGGGAUAUAGUGCAGACAAAAUCACAAGCGGAUUGAAGCAAAUUCUUGGGGACCUCCUUGGCUUGACCGAAGGCACUGAACCAUCAUCUAGCCAAACUUCUAAUACUAACUCUUUGGAUGGGGCAUCGGAAAACACCGUCUUUAUGGCAGGUGAUAGGGUGAGGUUUGUUGGUUCUACUUCUGAUGCACAGCGCUCGACUCCCGUCGGGGGACCAACAUUUGGGACUAGAGGGAAGGUGGUAUUGACUUUCCAUGAUAAUCCAUCAGCAAAGGUUGGCGUAAAAUUUGAUAGGCCUAUCCCUUAUGGCAUUAACUUAGGUGGACUUUGCAAUGGUGAUCAUGGAUACUUCUGCGAAGUUAGUGAACUGCAGUUAGAUGAAGCCACUGACGUGGAUGAUCUGGAAGACUUACUCACCAACACAUUGUUUGAGGUUGUUUCCAGUGAAAGCAGAAAUUCGCCAGUCAUUUUGUUCAUAAAACAUGUUGCGAAGUCUGUGGCACGAAAUUCAGUAUCUUAUUCAACAUUCCAAAGUCGGCUUGAGGAGCUACCUGAUAAUGUAGUCAUUAUCGGUUCUCAUGCUCAUACAAACAAACAUAAGAAUUUUGGGGAGAUGCAUGACAAGGGGAAACGGUCUGCAAGGACAAAUAAAUUUUUGAUGAAACUUUUCCCAAAUAAAGUGGUUAUUCACAUGCCACAGGAUGAAGCACUUUUAUCAACUUGGAAACAACGACUGGAUCAAGAUGUUGAUACCCUCAGAAUGAAAGAAAAUUUUAAUAGCUUGCAAAGAGUUCUGAGUCGGAUUGGAUUAGAAUGCAGUGGACUAGAGACAUUGUGCAUCAAAGACCAAAAUUUCUCUGUUAAAAGUGCAGAGAAGUUUGUUGGAUGGGCGUUGAGCCAUCACUUGAUGCAGAACACUCGAGAAGAUCUAGACAUGAGGCUGGUUUUAUCUCCUUAUGGGUUGGAACUCUUACAAGCUAAGCAAAAUGACACCACUAGCUUGAAGAAGUCAGUUAAGGAUGUUGAGACAGAAAAUGAGUUUGAGAAGGCACUUCUCGCUGAUGUUAUUGCCCCCCGUGAUAUUCAGGUGACAUUUGAUGAUGUCGGUGCACUUGAAAAUGUGAAGGAUACAUUAAAAGAGCUCGUCAUGCUUCCCUUACAAAGACCUGAACUUUUCUCUAAGAGUCAACUAACCAAGGUUUACAUCUCCUGCAAAGGAAUACUUUUGUUUGGUCCUCCUGGAGCAGGGAAAACCAUGCUGGCAAAAGCCGUUGCCACUGAAGCGGGAGCAAAUUUUAUUAAUAUUUCAAUGUCGAGUAUCUGCUCAAAGGUUUGUUUGCUUGGAGCUUAUUUGUGUUCUAUUUAG
This is a messenger RNA of Capsicum annuum, 1767 nucleotides long. RefSeq lists its product as uncharacterized. Gene Ontology annotation, cellular component: mitochondrial outer membrane. NCBI's taxonomy places the organism in Eukaryota, Viridiplantae, Streptophyta, Magnoliopsida, Solanales, Solanaceae. Gene Ontology annotation, molecular function: ATP binding; ATP hydrolysis activity. The transcript has 15 exons. Bases 1 to 1767 code for a protein of 588 amino acids. The record is from RefSeq and is a predicted model, not a curated record.